AUGUCUAGUGUGGGCACAGAGACGGAUGACUCGCUGUACGACCUGCUGGUUGAGGUACAGUUGGAGCAGUUCCUGGACGCCAUCCAAGCCAUUCACGUGACUCUCGUGGACCACUUCGACAAAGUGAUUAUCUCCGACCUGACGGACCCCAGGGUAGGGAUGGGCGCACCGGCAGCUCGAAGGCUCAUCGCGGCCGCCAAGACCAGGAUUAGGGACCGCAAGAGGAAACACAUCCUGAAUCUGAUUCUUCCCAAGUCAUCCAUCUCGUCGUCCACUCAUUCAUCUAAACGCACCGCUCAUGCGGUGAACCCAAGAAGGAAUUCAUUGACAUCCACCUCAUCUGCCAAUGGGUUGACGUGUUUGAUACAAAGCAAAGACAUCAAGACAUAUAACAAAUUAGGUGACGGGUCCUUUGGGGUUGUAUUGAGAGGUGAGUGGACUCUAACAGAUGGUAAGACCAAAGAGGUUGCGGUCAAAGUGUUAAAGCAAGAAGUGUUGGCACAACCGACAGCUUUGGAGGACUUUGAGAAAGAAGUGAAUGCAAUGCAUCAGUUGAGUCACCACAACCUGAUCCGACUGUAUGGCAUAGUAUUAUCAUCACCGAUGAUGAUGGUCACAGAGCUCGCGAGUAAAGGCUCUCUAAGGGAUCGACUACGCAAAGAGUGCGGACACACAUCGAUAUCAACACUCAUUGAAUACGCGAUACAAAUAUCUCAAGGAAUGGCUUAUUUG
Messenger RNA from Oppiella nova, 732 nucleotides. Lineage: Eukaryota; Metazoa; Arthropoda; Arachnida; Sarcoptiformes; Oppiidae. The record is from the annotation of a GenBank genome assembly.